AUGUCCUCGGAAAAGCCUCUUCUCGUGGUGUGUGGUGCCACUGGUACCCAGGGAGGUUCAGUCGUCUCGCACUUCCUCUCGAAGUCACCAUGCCCGUACAAAAUUCGUGGCCUCACUCGAAACCCAUCCUCGCCGAAAUCCCUCGCUCUGACCUCGAAAGGAGUUGAGAUGGUGGCGGCCAACUUCGCUGAUCCCGCCUCACUCGAUGCUGCUUUCGCUGGCGCGUCCUACAUUUACGGUACCAAUGACUUCUGGGUGUUCUAUGAGGACCCAGCGAGCAAAGAGAAGGCCAAAGCUGCUGGCAAGUCUCUCAUGAUUCUGAGCAAAGAGAAUGAUACCUUCGAGAACAAGAACAUCAUCGACGCGGCUGCCAAGGUCAGCACGCUCCAGAGGCUCGUCAUGAGCAGCCAAGCCUACACUAAGAAGGUCAGCGGGGGUAAAAUUUCCAACUGCCACCAUUUUGACGGCAAGGCCAUCGCCGAAGAGUACCUCCGCUCAGACCAUCCGAAGCUUUGGGAGAAGACGAAUGUGAUCUUUUGUGGGUUUUACUUGGAGAAUCUCGUUAGAGCGGUCGGUGAGAUGAUGCGACCGAAGCUGACCGAAGAAGGUCUUGUUCUAUAUAUGGAUGACGCUGUGGCCUCGGCUCCCUUUCCUUACUACUCUGCUGUCAACGAUACAGGCCCACUUGUCGAAGCUCUAAUCCGCGCUUCGCCAAGCAACAGAGUGAUCGGCGCCAACGAAUGGUUGAACUUGAAGGACUUAGCAGUGUUGAUUGGUGAGGCUAUGGGAGAGAAGGUCGAAUUCGUGAAUGAGAACCCGGUAUUUGACAUGGGGGGAGACGUAGAAAGAAUGCAGGAUAACUUGGAGAUGCUGAUGUUCGGUGUCGAGUUUGGUUAUGACGGUGGCAAAGUGGACAAGACUGUCGUUAAACCGACGGAACUGGGAGUUCCUCUGACCUUGCGUUCGGUGAAAGAUUGGGUUAAGGAUCAAGACUGGGCCAGUGUGUAUGGGAUCAAAGAUGGCCUCUCCGCCUAG
Clonostachys rhizophaga is the source of this 1035-nucleotide messenger RNA. Lineage: Eukaryota; Fungi; Ascomycota; Sordariomycetes; Hypocreales; Bionectriaceae. The record is from the annotation of a GenBank genome assembly.